AGUCCUCAGGUGAGACGCAAAGGAGGCGGAUCCUCUUACAAAUAAGCGCUUCAAGCUCGAGGAUAGAUUCAGUUCAAGACCUGUGAAGUGGUUGUUUUUCAUCAUGUUGUGGACCGCCGGUCUGAGCCUCCUCUGGGCCCUGUGCGUCCUCGGAGCCCCCGCGAACAAACAGACGAGACAGAAGCUGCUGCUGAUCUCCUUCGACGGCUUCCGCUGGGAUUACGACCGCGACGUGGACACGCCGCACCUCGACAAAAUGGCCGGGGAUGGAGUGAAAGCUCUGUAUGUCACACCUCCUUACCUCACCAUCACCAGCCCUUCACACUUCACCCUCUUGACAGGCCGCUACAUUGAGAACCACGGGGUAAUCCACAACAUGUGGUUCAACACAACCACCACUCAGACGAAGCCGUACUAUCAGACUCAGUUUGUGAAUGAGUGGUGGGACAAUGGCAGUCUGCCUAUCUGGAUCACAGCGCAGAAACAGGGGCUAAAAGCUGGCUCCCUUCAUUUCCCUGGCACAGCUUCCAGUUACCAGGGACAGGUUGCCGAGGUGCGGGAAGUGGAGCCCUUGCUCUACAACUACAAAAACGAGACUGCAUGGAGGAUGAAUUCUGACAAGGUCAUGGGCUGGUUCAGAGACCAGAAUCUGGAUUUUGUAUCCCUGUACUUUGGCGAGCCAGACGGCACAGGUCACAGAUACGGCCCCGACUCUCCGGAACGUCGGGAGAUGGUGAGGCAAGUGGACCGCACGGUGGGAUACAUCCGACACUCGGCUGAGCGACACGGGCUGAGCGACCGCCUGAACAUCAUCAUCACAGACCACGGCAUGACUUCGGUGUACCGCAACGGUCUGGUGGAAGAAAUCACCCUGUUCAAAAUACCCGGCUUCUCUUUCGGCGACCUGGCCUUUCACCUGGUGGACUUUGGCCCUUCUGGGAUGCUGCUGCCCAAGCCGGGGAAGCUGGAGAAGGUUUACAACGCCUUGAAGGGUUCCCAUCCACACCUUCAUGUGUACAAGAAGGAGGAGAUGCCAGAGCGUUUCCACUUUGCCAAGAAUGAUCGUAUCCUCCCCAUCGUUUUAUGGGCUGACUCAGGAUAUGUCAUCAACGGGUAUUUUCCAGUUCAGUUUAACAAAGGCGAGCACGGCUUCGACAACCAGGAGCUGGACAUGAAGGCAUUCUUCAGGGCGGCGGGUCCGGCGUUUCACAAGAACCUGGAGGUUGGGCCCUUUGAGACGGUGAAUAUCUACGCCCUGAUGUGCCACAUCCUGAACAUCCGGCCCGAGGUCAACGACGGCCACCUGGACGUCACCAAACACAUGCUGGUUACCAGUCCUAAACCGGGUGAACCUGUGCAUUAUCUGGAGAAACUCUUCACAGGGCUGUCGGCAGUGGGUGGAUUUCUUGCUGUAGUUUUUAUAGCCAUGGUGUCUCACAACAUACUGAAGAGGAAACGCAGGAGUCAAAGAUCGGGGAGUUCAACACAUCUUCCAGAAAACAAAAAUACACAUCAAACUUCAUUCUAAUCUUUGCAAAUUAACACUUCAGUGAGAUCAAGACACAGCUGUGUGUGAGGAAAUGAACCCCUGUGUGAAGAGCACGAGGAACCAAAAAAACACAACACUGGACACAAAUGAACAGAACACACAAGUAGGCCUUACAAUAAAGAAGUUUGUGUUUGUGUUUUUUCACUGUGUUUAAUCAUGAAGGUUGUAAAGUGUCUACUCCAGUGUGUGAGGGAUCACAUUGUACAUGUUGUAAUUAAUUGUUUCAAAGAAAAUUCUUAUUUUGAAAAUCCUAUACCCUUAUGUUUAUGUGACAGAUGACUUUCCUGAAUAUAACUUUCCUGAAUAUGAGCGUCUAUGAUAAAGAGUAAAAGAUGUAACUACUUAUUUGUAAUUAUAUCUCACGCAGAAAACUUAAUUAGGCUCCUGUGUAACAAGAAAAACAGGAUGUAUGACACAAAUAGGCUAAUUAGAAUAAUAAGUCCAGCAGGAAAUAGCCUAACUUUAAGAAAAUGUAUAUAAAAAUAAAAACAUUAAAUGCAUUAGUCUCUACUCUAAUGUGUUUUUUUUAAGUCUUAUUUGAGUGGAAAUGUGAUAACUUUAUCCCAUGGUUGUAAUUAUUUUGAUGUCUCUUCUUUGAGGUUAUAAUCAGGUUACAACCACAGACUGAAAAUAUGAACUGCAACAAAUAAACAUGUAACGCUUAGAGGACGGUGGCUGCUGAGGGACAUAUUUCAGCAACCCCAUUCACAAUUGCCCGCCUCUCGUCGAGUAAAAAGCGUCAAGUUAAGCACCAUGGUACUGAACUUCCGGUAGUGGCUUUCAGAAUAAAGUAAUGCCUGUUGCUCUAAA
Molecule: messenger RNA, 2359 nt
Organism: Labrus bergylta (ballan wrasse)
Lineage: Eukaryota; Metazoa; Chordata; Actinopteri; Labriformes; Labridae
Product: ectonucleotide pyrophosphatase/phosphodiesterase family member 7-like
Source: RefSeq, a predicted model, not a curated record